AUGAGAAACCACUCGGUAAAAGAAGAGCGAGCCAACGACUCGACGGGUCAAAAACAAGACCCUGUCGAGAGAAGAAGACUACAGAACCGGCUUUCACAGCGAAACCAUCGCCGCAAAAUCCGCGACCGCAUCGCCAAACUACAAGAACGUGUUAUCGCCAGCGAACUCAGGGCUGCUGCGAGUCUCAACGGCUGGGGAUAUCCGAACCCAGGUCCAUCGUCAGUGGAGCCUGUGGCUCCGUAUGAAGUUGAUAGUAAGACACUCUCGCCAUCUUCAGAAAAUGCCGCCCACUUCGAUCCAUACUAUCCCGCUGCCCCGGGUGUCUGUCCUACCUGCAGCAGCUCCAUGGGGGCUAUACCUGUCAUCUGCUCACAACCUUUGACUCCACCGUCUGUGUACGAAACCCCCAAGGAGAGCGAAUCGGCCAACUCGUCGCCUCCCUCCAUGACGAAUAGUUUUUAUGAGGCGGGGGUUAACUUUUUCGGGCCGGACAUGUCGUCGUCGGCACUCAGCAAUUAUUCGGUGGCCGAGCUGAACGUUCCGUUCCCUUCGGAAUCUUGGGGUCAGACGCAGUAUCCAUCGUCUGCAUUAUAUUAUGUCGCUACGGAAUCGUCGCUCCCACAGAUCAUACAAACACUGGGCUCCGGAGCCUCCAGGACCAAGGCACUCGUUCUGAUCCCACAGGCGCAGGCGACAGGGAUGGCCAUGACCUCGCCGGUGUCUCAGGCCCCGACGUCUAGGGAGUCGGCGACGCCUAUCAGUCCUCUAAGCCUGCAAGGCUGCGGGUGCCAGUGCCAAAACCAUGACGCGGUGGUUGGAUUGCCAAGCUCGGGAUUCUGUCCUGUGCAUUCGACUCAAAAUAUGGAAAAUUGUGCCCGAGGAAUGAACUCAUACAACCUUCAAUCGAAUGGAAUAUUGCAGAAGGAAUACCCCAAAUGCGAUCUUCAUCCGAAUCCUCGGGAUGUGGACAUUUCCUCCCGACCCAACUAUAAAGUCUUGCGCAGGGCAACCUUCCAGUCAAGUAAACCUAAGAUCUAUUUCGCAUUCUAUAAAUAUCGUAUGCUUACAGCUGAUCACAUACCCCAUACCCCACCAGACUACUUAACACCUCCCACCAUGGCAUCCCCGGACUACAGCCACCAUUUCUCCAUCCACAACCUUCCCUACGGCGCCGCUUCCUCACCCACCCAUCGCACCCAAUGCGCAACGCGCCUCCACAACAAUGUCAUAUUCCUCGGCGAUCUUCAACGUCACGGCUUCUUCUCCGCUAUUCCGGAUCUACCCGCCCGUGUUUUCGACGAAGUGACAUUGAACCGAUACGCUGCGCUGCCGAAACGCAUACAUCACCAUGUGCGAGAGAUCCUACAGUCCGCGCUUGCCUCGAAAGAUAUCGACGGUCUACCAGAGAGCUGUAGAGAGAAUGUCGAGACAGUGAAGAUGCAUUUACCGGUCGAUAUUCCGAAUUUUACAGAUUUCUCCUGCAGUCUCAACCACGUCCAAAACGCCGGUCGCGCCAUCCUCAACAACCCCACUCCCCCUCCCGGCUUCUUCCACUUCCCGAUCGGCUAUACCGGACGAGCCAACAGCAUCGUGGUCUCAGGGACGCAGAUCGUGAGACCUAGAGGACAUAUCCGUGGUCAAACCAAGUCAACCCCUACCUCUUCCAACGGAGAAAGCAAAGGCGAAGGAGAGACCCCGAAACAAGAAGUCAUAUACGCCCCCUCAAGAGCACUAGACUAUGAGCUUGAAUUGGGAUUCGUGGUGGGUGCCCCGGUAGACGUGCAUCAGGGCUUGGAGGCCAAGGAUGCAGAGGAGUAUCUGUUCGGGGUGGUAGUGGUUAAUGAUUGGAGUGCACGAGACAUCCAAUCCCUUGAAAUGGUCCCCCUGGGCCCCCUAAACGGAAAAUCCUUCAACACCAGCAUCUCGCCCUGGAUCGUGACGCUCGAAGCCCUAGCUCCGUUUCGCGCCGUCGGUCCUGCUCCUCGCGCGGAAUUACCACUCCAUCUGCAAGAUCCGGGCGCGUUCGGAUACGAUAUUAGUUUGAGAGUGGAGUUGGAGCAUUCUGAUUCUUCUGCUGUUGAGUUUGCGUCUACGUCUACGUCUACGAACGGGAGUCAUGAAAAGGGAAGACUAGCAACGACGCAUCUCAGUACCUCUAACGCCAAAGAUCUAUUCUGGUCUCCCAGGCAGAUGCUGGCGCAUAUGGCUAGUUCUGGGUGUGGAGUGAGGACAGGGGAGUUGCUGGGCACCGGGACAGUGAGCGGGACUCAGGAGGGGGAGUAUGGCUGUUUAUUGGAGAUAACGGGGGGUGGGAAGACGGCUGUUCGGUUGAAUUCCUCCGAUGGGUCUGGUGGUGGGGAAGAGAGAGUGUUUUUGAUGGAUGGCGAUGUGGUGAGGAUGGUUGGAUUGGCUGGCGAGGGAGUUGGGUUUGGGGAGUGUAUGGGGGAGAUUGUGUCUUCUCUUUAG
Aspergillus affinis is the source of this 2466-nucleotide messenger RNA. RefSeq lists its product as uncharacterized. Gene Ontology annotation, biological process: L-phenylalanine catabolic process; L-tyrosine catabolic process; homogentisate catabolic process. NCBI's taxonomy places the organism in Eukaryota, Fungi, Ascomycota, Eurotiomycetes, Eurotiales, Aspergillaceae. The coding region runs from base 1 to 2466 and encodes 821 amino acids. The transcript has 6 exons. The record is from RefSeq and is a predicted model, not a curated record. Gene Ontology annotation, molecular function: DNA-binding transcription factor activity; fumarylacetoacetase activity.